Molecule: messenger RNA, 1527 nt
Organism: Scylla paramamosain (green mud crab)
Lineage: Eukaryota; Metazoa; Arthropoda; Malacostraca; Decapoda; Portunidae
Product: basic proline-rich protein-like
Exons: 1
Coding region: 1-1527 (508 amino acids)
Source: RefSeq, a predicted model, not a curated record
AUGGCCCCACAGGCCCCACAACAGCCAGCCCCCACCUCCCAGAGUGCUGCUCCCACCCCCCAUGAUGCCCCAACUCAAACCCCAGCUGGUCAAAUGCCCCCAACCUCUACCCCAGCCUCCCUGCCUCCUGCCCCACAGCCCCACCAGCCCCCAGUCCCUGGCCCCACAGCGCCCCCCAGUGCUUCAGCAGGCGGCCACACCAGCGCUCCGGGUGGUGCUGCUCCGCCACACCCCAUGCCAGGCUCUGUGACAGCCCACACCCCCACCCUGGGCACCACGCCACCCCCCACCAGCCAGGGGCCUCCUCCUCACACCCCAGCACCACACAUGCCCCAGAGCUACUCCCCCACUGCUGGCCCUGCCCCCCCCACUUCUGCCCCAGGGCCAGUGGCUCACCCUAACUCAGCCCCCGGCAGCCCCAUGCCACCCCACCUGCCCCCAAGCCCUGCCCCUGCCGGCCUGGUGGCCCCUCCCUCCAACCAGGGCCCCAUGUCCCCCCACCCACCCCACAGCCCCAUGCAGCCACACCCACCCCACAGCCCCAUGCCGCCACACCCACCCCAUAGCCCCAUGCCGCCACACCCACCCCACAGCCCCAUGCCGCCACACCCACCCCACAGCCCCAUGCCUCCCCACCCUUCCCAGCCCCCAAUGGCUCCACAGCAGCCUACCCCACCCCCCAUGGCCCCACACAGUGGCCCUGGACCCAUGGCCCAACACCCUCCUCAGGGCCAGAUGGUGGGCCAGCCUGCCCCCGGACAGGUGUCCAUGGCUGCCCACACCCCGGGCCCCAUGCCGCCCCACAUGGCCCCUCACAGUGCUGCAGCCCACCUGCCCCCUGGCCACAUGCCGCACUCUGCCCCGGGCAUGCCUCCUCAUGCUGCCCCUGGAGUGCCCACAAACACUGCCUCAGGCCACAUGCCCCCUCACACUGCCCCAGGCCACAUGCCCCCUCACAGCACCCCAGGCCACAUGCCUGCACACAGUACUCCUGGCCUUGUGCCUUCUCAUAGUACACCUGGCCACAUGCCCCCACACACAGUGGCUGGCCACAUGCCCCCUCACACUGCUGGUGGUCAUAUGCCCCCCCACACUGCUGGUGGCCAUAUGCCUCCCCAUGCUGGUAGUGGUGGCCCUGUGGCCCCUCACGGUGGUGGUGGACACCCGCCUCACGGUGGCCCUGGCCUGCCUGCCAGCCCCAUGGCCCCCCACACAGCCCAAUCUGCCAUGGCCCCUCACCCCCCAACCUCCAUGGCCCCUCACGGCACCCCAGGCCACUCCGUGCCCGGCCCCAUGCCUCCCCACUCCAUGCCCCCACACUCAGCCCAGCCCCCCAUGGUCCCCCACCCUCCCCAAGGCAACAUGCCCCCUCAGGGUCCUCCCUAUGGCAACAUGAUGCCCUCAGCAGCCCCUCAUGGUGCCAUGCCCUCUGCCCCUCCCCAGGGAGCCCCCAUGGUGCCAGUGAUGGGUGGCCAGCCCACCCCUAACUCCCCUGCACCUCCCCAGCCCCAGCACCCCCCCUCAUAA